CUUACGCCCUAGAUACUACUCUUAAUUCAUCCUUUUCCCCCUCUUCCUCCUCCUCUCAUUCUCUCAUUCUCUCAUUCUCUCAUUCUCUCCUCCUCUCAUCCUCUCAUCCUGCAUUUGGCCGGAUUCCACCAUGAUCCUCUCCCGCCUCUGGCCCGUGUGCCUCACGCUGCUGCUUGUGGUCGGGUCCAGCGCCGUGCAGGUGAACCCCUUGCCGGCUCCCCGCAAUAUCUCCUGGGCCACAUCCGGUCCCAAGAAUCUAGCAGGCGUCGUCACUCUCCGCACCUCCGACGAUACCCCCGACUUUCUCCUCGCCAAUGCGUGGGAUCGGGCCUGGAAGACCAUUGUCGCCCUGCAGUGGGUACCUGCCGCGACCGAAGCGCCCUUCCCUUCCUUCCAGCCCUUCCCCACCGCCACUCCAGGCGUCGCCAAGCGGGCCAAGCGCGCCUUGCCCUCCCUGCAGUUUGUCGAUGUGUCCGUGGCCGAUAUCACCGCCGACCUGCAGCAUGGCAUCGACGAGUCCUACACGCUCGAGGUGGCUGACGACUCCAACAUCGUUACCAUUCAGGCCCCCACCGUGUGGGGAGCGCUCCAUGCCUUCACCACCCUCCAGCAGCUGAUCAUCUCCGACGGCCAGGGGGGCCUGAUCAUCGAGCAGUCGGUCAAGAUCCAGGAUGCACCGCUGUACCCCUACCGCGGCAUCAUGAUUGACACCGGUCGGAACUUCAUCUCCGUCAACAAGAUCUACGAGCAGUUGGACGCCAUGGCCCUCUCCAAGCUGAACGUCCUGCACUGGCACAUGGACGACACCCAGUCGUGGCCAGUGCAGAUCGAUGCCUAUCCGGAGAUGGUCCGCGACGCCUUCUCCUCGCGCGAGAUCUUCUCGCACGCCGACAUGCGCAACGUCGUCGCCUAUGCCCGCGCGCGCGAUCGACAUGCCAGCCAUUCCGCCGCCGGGUGGAAGCAAGUUGAUCCCGACAUGGUGACCUGCGUGGACUCAUGGUGGUCCAACGACGACUGGGCCUUGCACACCGCCGUCGAGCCCCCUCCCGGCCAGAUGGACAUCAUCUACAACGGCACCUACGAUGUAGUCCGCAACGUCUACAACGAACUAUCCGACAUCUUCCCAGACCACUGGUUCCACGUGGGCGCGGACGAGAUCCAACCCAACUGCUUCAACUUCAGCAGCUACGUCACCAACUGGUUCGCCGAAGAUCCCUCACGCACCUACAACGACCUAGCCCAAUACUGGGUGGACCACGCCGUCCCAAUCUUCCAAAACUACAGCACCUCGCGCCGACUGAUCAUGUGGGAGGACAUCGUCCUCUCGACCGAGCACGCCCACGACGUGCCCAAGAACAUCGUCAUGCAAAACUGGAACAACGGCCUAGAAUACAUCGACAAGCUAACCGCCCAAGGCUACGACGUCAUCGUCUCCUCCUCCGACUUCAUGUACCUGGAUUGUGGCAUCGGCGGCGGCUUCGUCACCAACGACCCCCGAUACGACGUCAUGAGCAACCCCGACCCCAGCACCCCCAACUUCAACUACGGCGGCGCCGGCGGCUCAUGGUGCGCCCCCUACAAGACAUGGCAGCGCAUCUACGACUACGACUUCACCCAGAACCUAACCGACGCACAAGCCCAGCAUAUCGUGGGUGCAGCCGCGCCCUUAUGGUCCGAACAAGUCGACGACGUGACCGUCUCGAGCCACUUCUGGCCGCGCGCCGCCGCCCUCGCAGAGCUGGUCUGGUCCGGCAAUCGCGACGAGCAGGGCCACAAGCGCACCACGCUGAUGACCCAACGCAUCCUGAACUUCCGCGAGUACCUGGUCGCCAAUGGCGUCCAGGCUACCGCCCUGGUCCCUAAGUACUGUCUCCAACAUCCGCACGCCUGCGACUUUUACCGUAACCAGAGUGCCGUUCAGUAGACUUGGACAUAAAUGAGGGUGUCUGGAUUGAUGUACAUGAGAUGGAUGGGUGGAUGGAUGGGAUUGAUCUAGCGCUGGAUAGCUGUGGGACACAUACCGAUACCAAUGAAUGCACAUGAAAUGACUGACCCGAGUCGGGGUGUAUAUCCAUCCAUGCUCUGUAGAUUCUGUCUGUAGUGAUUGAUAUUCUCCGAUGGCACACAGGCUUUAGUGGGGGCGAGGGC
This is a messenger RNA of Aspergillus sclerotioniger CBS 115572, 2148 nucleotides long. Its product is annotated as beta-N-acetylhexosaminidase. Gene Ontology annotation, biological process: glycosaminoglycan metabolic process; carbohydrate metabolic process. Gene Ontology annotation, molecular function: beta-N-acetylhexosaminidase activity. The coding region runs from base 131 to 1924 and encodes 597 amino acids. The transcript has 2 exons. Lineage: Eukaryota; Fungi; Ascomycota; Eurotiomycetes; Eurotiales; Aspergillaceae. The record is from RefSeq and is a predicted model, not a curated record. Gene Ontology annotation, cellular component: membrane.